Paramormyrops kingsleyae is the source of this 3090-nucleotide messenger RNA. RefSeq lists its product as uncharacterized. The record is from RefSeq and is a predicted model, not a curated record. Lineage: Eukaryota; Metazoa; Chordata; Actinopteri; Osteoglossiformes; Mormyridae.
AAGUUGGAUAUUAGUGUAAGCUGGACAUAUACAAUGAAAAAUGAUUAGUGCAUCAGAGUGUCAUAAUGCAUGUAUUUUAGUCCACAUAGAUCCAGUAGGCCACUCUGGAAAAUAACUUCAUAAGUCAGGUUGAUGGGUUUGCUCCCCUUUCUCCUGAACUCCGGAGACUGGCUGUACCUUUAGUGUGUGAGUGAGUGUAUGUGCCUUGAUGGAUUCUCUGGAAGAAAUUUCACCAUACGUAGGGCAUACUGUACCCAGCGAUCAGAGUAGCGUUGCUCGUCUGUUAGUACUCCUUUGCGGUAGGCGGCGAUAUGAACCAACAUCAAUGCAUCAAUCGUCUUUAGGAACUCUGGGUGUUUCAUAGAUUUUAUGCAGGAACUAGAGUGGAAACAAUGGAACUGUCCUUCACUCAGCCGAGCUACUCUUGCUGCCGAUCUAGUUCUUUUGGGAUUUCUACGCUGUCGUGGAGCCACCAGGAAAUGCGAAGUGCGAAUUGAACGCUGCGGACAGGAGGCGGAGGACGCGACCGGGACGAAUAAACCAAGUGAUACAGAGAGAACAUAAAUAAUAAAGUCUAAUAAAGGAUAAACUGCAAUCUCUACUCUGUCUGGUAGCCCCAAACCGAAGGCAACCCAAGAGUGACUCCUAAGACCAGGUCGCCAUCCUCGGCACGGCAUGGCGACCUCCUCCCCAAAGUUCACAUGGUGCCCUUGCCAUAAGCACAAGAUCCCAUCCAAAGACACUCAUGAACGCUGCUUGCACUGCCUGGGCAUACAGCAUGCCAAGGAGGCCGUGCUGGAAUACGGCAAGUGCCCACACUGCGCCAUGAUGGACUGGAGCACAUGCAUCAACCGGCUCACCAAGGUGCAAGAGUUAUUGCACCGUGAGAACCAGCAGAAGAAAUGCCAAGCUGCCCAAUCGGGGUCCAAGCCGGAGACCACCCCAGCCACCCUCAGCGAAUCAAAAAUCAUGAAAGAACCUGUCCCAGUCUUGCCCCAUUUGGCGCCUCUACCAGCUACAACCGUGCAGUCCUCCACUCUUCCAGUGAUGCUUACCAUCCUGUCCCCUCCCACCUUACAAGCUGAAUCCAAUCCCACUGUCCAUAAAAGUGCCCAUGUGUCUCCGCUGGCCAAUCAGCAGUCUGCUGACCAGCCCCUUCCUCUGGGCCAGUCCAGCUCUCUUGCUGGAACGCACCGCUCCCGCAAACGGAAGCACUCCUCCACGUGCCACUCGCGCCGAUCCAAGUAUUCGAAGCGGAGUCGCAGGCGUUGCCGCAGACGAUCACCCUCCUCCUCCUCCUCUUCCUCCUCCUCCUCGUUCAGCUCGUCGUGUUGGAGCUCCUCGGAUGCCUCGUUCCAAGAGGUGAGGUCACGGAAAGCUCCCCGGACAGAGUCCAAGGUCAGGCGGCUACUGGGGAUGGUGCAGCAGAAGCUGGAAGCCCAGCAGCAGGCCGCUGAGGCACAGUGGACCCUCCUGGAGAAGCGUAUUGAGGCUCUGGAGACCAGGGCCACUGAGCCAGCACCGCUACUCCCUACCACCACCCCUCAGUCAGUAUCUGAAUCCCCUCCAACAAUCGAGGGGCGGGGGGACGAGCCAGAGGAGCGGCAUGACGUGCGUGCAGUGGGACCAGCCGUGGAACCAGUCCUUCACACUGUGGUGAAACAGGAGGAGGAACCUGCUUCCAUCUCGACUGGCUGGAAGGCGGAGGGCCCCACUGGGGAUGCAGGUGUGUCCCACCUACCUGAGGAACCCAUCUCUAGGCAGGAUGUUCUCGCAGCUGCCGAGCUUCAGGCUCUCAUCGCCCGUGCCGCCAAGUACCUCAGCAUCGAGUUCCCUGGCACACAGGCCAACCCUACCUCCCCGUGUCCCACCAUGGUUCCCGAGUUCGAGAGCCUGGUCCAGAGCACGUGGUCCAACCCUGCCAGCUCGCGGCCCUUCAGGGAGCUGUUCUGCAAGAUGUACCGGCUGCACGAGCACCAAGCCCCAGCUUACGACCGCAUGCCCCAAGUCGGACGUUUCAUGGCAGCCAUCUUCCAGGCCGUGGAACCCACGGAAAACAGGGAGCCGACGCUGCCAGCCAAGCGCUGGAGCUUCACUGAGACCCAGGCAGAGAGCAUGUAUCAGACUGCUGGAAUGCUGGUCAGGACUGCCAACUAUCUGCGAUACCUCUCGGACUACCAGCAGAACCUCUUGCAGGAAGUCUCUGAGGAUGCUCCCUCCGAGCGACUCGUGACCAUCCUCAACGAGCUGAAGCUGAUUGGUCAGUUUGCCUUCCAGCUGUCCUCCCACCAGGCUGAGCUCUCUGGCAGGGUUAUGGCGGGGUCGGUAGCCAUCCGGAGGCAGGUCUGGAUGGCCAAGACCAACUACACUGAUUCCCUGAAAGCGACAGUAGCGGACCUUCCCUACGUGGUCUGUCAGACCGUGGAGGUCGGUACAGGCACCACAUCCACUGAGGACCGAUGCAAACAGGAAGCACCAUGUGCACCUCAGAGCACAUGAAAAAAUCUUGAUGCGGGGGGGGGGGGUCAAAAUUACAACUGAAUUCAGCAAUUCUGUUAAACACUAAUGUUACAUUACUUUUGUAACUGGCUGUACUUUUACAUUUAGUUUUUGGAUGUCCUGUCUAAGUUUACCAGCCUUCAGAAAAGGCAGUUGGUUUAAAAUUGACAAAAGAUUGAAAUCUUUUGAAUGUGUACAUGUACAUCUGCGGCAGUUUAUGUAGUUACAGAAAUACAGCAUACCUCUGAUUAUUGCUAAACAGCACUCUGGUGUCAACUCCUGUUAUUUAAAGACAAAUGGAUGUUUUUUUUGUAUUUAUAAUGAAGGGCUGUGAGGAUACUGGAAUGACCAUUCUGAAAAAGGUGAUGUCAUUCUAAGUUGUUGAUUGUGGGUUAAAUCUAUGUUUAUGGCCCUCAUUGGCUAACACAGUCCAACAAAAGAUGUUCUCAGGUUGAAUGUUUCCUUUGGUUACUGAAAACUCUUCUGUGAUUCAUGUUUGACUCUUAAGUGGUACCACUUGCUCCUGCUGGACUCCUAAUUGGAGAACCUCCAAUAUUUUGUGUUCAAUAAAUUGUGCAUUUUUAUACUUUA